Messenger RNA from Lepisosteus oculatus (spotted gar), 8853 nucleotides. Its product is annotated as DNA-binding protein RFX7. Gene Ontology annotation, molecular function: RNA polymerase II cis-regulatory region sequence-specific DNA binding; DNA-binding transcription factor activity, RNA polymerase II-specific. The record is from RefSeq and is a predicted model, not a curated record. NCBI's taxonomy places the organism in Eukaryota, Metazoa, Chordata, Actinopteri, Semionotiformes, Lepisosteidae. Gene Ontology annotation, biological process: regulation of transcription by RNA polymerase II.
CUGGCAGCAGUCUCGUAUCAACAGCGGCAGCCGUGCGAUUAGCUCUGGGCUGCAGCGGAAUCUGGAGAAGAGCGUGUUUUUGUACUCGUCUUUUUUGUACAUAUAUAAGCGUUUAAUAUCAUACGUAUAGCCAUGGUUUACAAACGAUUCAGGAGCUGGAUUCGAGGCUAAUUCGCACGAUAAGAAACGGGUGGGUCCGUGAUGUGCCAUACUCGGGGAAGAGCCGCUUACUCGAGGUCCAGGUCGAGGCCUACUUGCUAGAGAUUCCCCUCCUCCUCCUCCUUUCCUCCCGAAGCUGAUCAUGAUGGCUGAGGAUCAACGACAACCUGGUCAACAUCAGAAGCCCAACUCGGGGACCGGAUCUUUGCCCUCCCUGGUUCCGGGGCUUCAAGGGGUCGAGGCCAGCGCUUUGCAGCACAAAAUUAAAAACUCUAUCUGCAAAUCCGUACAAUCAAAAGUGGAGAACAUAUUGCAAGAUGUUGAGAAGUUUACAGACAUCGAAAAACUCUACCUCUACCUUAAGUUGCCUUCUGGUCCCAACAAUGGCAAUGACAAAAGUGAUCAGAGCUCCAUGUCUUCAAGCCGCACACAGCAAAUGCACGCUUUCAACUGGAUCCGCAAUCACUUGGAAGAGCAUCCAGAAACGUCUCUUCCCAAGCAGGAGGUGUAUGACGAAUACAAGAGCUAUUGUGACAAUCUUGGCUACCAUCCACUGAGUGCAGCAGAUUUUGGAAAGAUCAUGAAAAAUGUCUUUCCGAACAUGAAGGCACGCCGUCUGGGCAUGAGAGGCAAAUCAAAGUACUGCUACAGUGGACUGAGGAAGAAGGCUUUUGUCCACAUGCCAUCUUUGCCCAAUUUGGACUUCCAUAAAACAGGUGACGGGUGCGAAGUGCUGGAGCCCUCGGGGCAGCUGCAGAGCGCAGAGGAGGAGGUGCGGUCGGCUGCCUGCGGGCUCGUCUGCGAGUGGGCGCAGAAGGUCCUGAGCCGGCAGUUCGACUCCGUGGAGGACCUGGCACACUUCCUUCUCAACAGCCAUUACAUUGGUACGAAAUCGGUGGCAGCUCUUACCGUGAUGACGGGGGCACCCACAGGGUUGAAGACGCCUACGCAGGCUUCGGCGUUUGUGCCAACGGCUGAAACCAAUUCAUUCCAGCCCCAGGUGAAGACCCUGCCCUCUCCCUCGGUGGAUGCCAAGCAACAGCUGCAGCGCAAGAUCCAGAAGAAGCAACAGGAGCAGAAACUGCACUCCCCUCUGCCAGGGGAGGCCCAGGGAAGGAAGGCAGAUGGUGGGGCGCCAGGUGGAGCGGCCACUAUUCCAAGUGGAAGCCCAGCACUGCUGUCCCCUCAGCCAACGAUUGGCAUCGUUGUGGCUGCCGUCCCUAGCCCCAUCACGGUUCAGAGGAGCAGACAGCUGGUAACCUCACCGAGCCCUGUGGGUGCUGCAGAGAGCAAAGUCCUACCUGUGAACUUUCAAGUGGUCACGCAGCCCAUGCAGCCUGUGAAACAGUCCCCCAAGACUCCCCAGAACAUCCCUGCCAGCCCCGUGGGAGAUCGCUCAGCCCGGCACCGCUAUGCCCAGAUCCUCCCAAAACCCUCGGCCAGCAGCGCCAUCACUCUGCGCUCCCCUACCACUGUGCUCAUUACCAACAGCCCCAUUAAGACUGUUAUGCCAACACCACACAUGAGCUCCGUCAACGUGGUGAAGAUGACUGCAAUAUCCCUGACGCCCAACAACAGUGGCACCAACAUCAGGCCUUCGUCUGCUGGCAACAGUGGGGCGGGACCCUCUGAGGAGCCCAGGCCUAGCCCCCAGGCUAAAAACGGCCCUGUGGUCUCCCUUCAAUCUCCUGUAGCGAAAUCCAGCAGCAUGACCACCACUCCCACAAUAGAGAUCAAAAUGGAGCCUGAAGCCAUAGCUGAUGACAGCCAGGCCCUCAGCACUGACAGGCUGACUGUGACUCAGGAAGCCACCGGUGGUCAGAAAAGUGACAGUGAGGGUGGUGCUAAGCUUAGGGCCGCGAGCGACCCCACCCCUCAUGCCAAGGGAUCUCCAGGUUGCGGCGAUUCGAGAAUUGAUGGGACGACAAGCACCACAUGUGAUGCAAAGUCCCUUUCAAACAACACUGUGGCGGCCUCUGCUGGCAGCAAUAAUAACGAAAGCACUUUGACUCUUGCAUUUUCUAAUCAAAACACCAGCAUGGCUUUGUCGUCCAAUGGCAACACCGCUGCCAGUUCACCUAAGGAAAGCUGGUUGGGCUCCAAAAACCCUAGGAAGCGCUCCACAAGUUUAGUGUCUGAGUCCUCCACACUACCUGUCAAGAAGGUGUUCAUCUCCCAGCAGCCAUUUGUGUGUGCAGAAAGUCAAAAACCCUGCAUCAGUCCCGGGCUUAAGAAGAUUCCGAAGGUGGUAACACCAGCCAAGCCUGAAAGUACACCAGCAACUGCUUCUGGCAAAGUGACGGUGAAACUCAAUUCCACUGCCCCCACGCGAAUCUUGGCACUUUCUGACACUCCUAUUGCCACCACCAGUGGCUUCCAGACUGUUGUCAAACCACAGACACCACAAGAUAUCAAAGUUAAACAAGAAGGAGCACCAUCUAACAUGGAUACCAGCAUUCUACCGCGUAGCAGCUCUGAUCAAACAUUAUUGCAGCAUAUCACAAGUAACACCCAGGUUGUGUCCGUCAGCUCAGGCAUGCUUGAAACUUCAGAGACUAAUGACUUGAAGAACUCCAUGUGGGAGGCUGGGCAGCUUGAAGGUGUACAGCAACAAGUUUACUCUCAGCAUGUCCAGGGCCACAAGCAGGUUCAGACACCAGGGUUGGAGCCCCUUCCCAUGAUGUCCCAGGCUUCAGCUUCCAGUCAGUUGUCCCUCCAUCCAGAUAUGGUUGACUUUGCAGGAUCUCAGCCCAAUGAAAACUAUUUUCCUUUCGAUGAUGAGAUGACCCAGGACAGUAUUGUUGAAGAGCUAGUAUUAAUGGAAGAACAAAUGAAGAUGAAUAGUAAUUUGCAGCCUUACAGCAGUUGUAUUGAUAUAUCACUGCAGGGUCCGUCGACGGUUACCCAGGGGACGAUCAUGUCAUCCCAUCAAGUGGUUACAUCUUUCUACCACUCAGCCCACAGCAGCAGCACGCCCAUCCACACCCCGACUCCCACCCCGACUCCCACCCCUACUCCUACCCCAACUCCCACCUCAGAAAUGAUAGGGGGAGGCCAGGGCAUGUCUCGGGAAAGCCCGUGCUCACGGAUUGCCCCCACCACUCCAGUAGACAGUGCCCUGGGCAGCAGUCGCCACACCCCUAUUGGGACCCCACACUCCAACUGCAGCAGUAGUGUGCCCCCCAGCCCGGUGGAAUGUAGGAACCCUUUUGCUUUCACGCCCAUCAAUUCCAGCAUAACUGGGUACCACGAUGCCAGCAUAGUCUCCAGUAGCCCUGUGAAACCCAUGCAGAGGCCCAUGGCUACCCACCCAGACAAGGCCAAAUUGGAUUGGAUGAACAACGGGUACAACAGUGGAGGGGGAAGCUCUGCCAUUUCAAACAACAGCAUAGGUAUCCUCCCCAGCUAUCAGGAUCUCGUGGAUGACCACUUCAGGAAGCCACACGCCUUUGCCAUUCCUGGGCAGUCCUAUCAGUCCCAGUCAAGGCAUCCUGAUGCGCACUUUGGACGCCUGACGCCCAUCUCCCCAGUGCAGCACCAGGUAGCUACCAUGGGGAACCUCAACAAGCAGGAGGGUUUCGCAGUGCCUGCACCCCUGGAUAACAAAGGGACGAGCUCGUCGACGAACAGCAACUUCCGGUGUCGCAGCGUCAGCCCGGCUGUCCGGCAGCGGAACCUGAGCGGAACGGUCUUCCCUGUGUCCAACAUCCCUCGAUCCAGCGUCAAUCCUUUUAAUACUCCUGUGACCCCCGAGGUGCUCAACAUUUUCGCCAACAGCCAGUCAGAUGGCAGUGCCAACAACAUGGCUCAGAGGAGUCAGUCGGUCCCAUUAACUGUGAUGAUGCAAACGGAGGUCCUGCCGGUGCAGAAACAGAGCAACAGCAAGAAGAUCACCAACGUGUUGCUGAGCAAGAUGGACUCGGACAGCGAUGACGCAGUGAGGGGUUUGGGAAUCAAUAACAUGCCCUCAAAUUACACGGCCCGAAUGAAUCUCACCCAGAUCCUCGAGACGACCCCCAGCUUCCCCAGUGCCAACCAUCAGACUCUGGUGAACGCCAGCCCUUCUGUCUACGAAUUCCAGAAGCCAAGUUACCUCAUGAAAAACACCAGAAAUGAACAGAUCAGCUUCUCUUCUGGGGACGCCGAAGCACAAUCAGAUUCUGGAGAGCAGCAGGAGCAGCAGCAGGAUCCAGAGCAGAAUGCGCAGCAACUAGAUAUCAACAGCACUGUCAAGGACCUGUUGGGGGAAGAUGGCCUUAACCCCAGCUCACAGCUGGUGGGCCAGGUAGCGUCUGAACUCAACGCAGUGGCAUCUGAUUUUCCCAAUGACAUCAGGUUUUCCUCUGAGCUCUCAAGCAGCAUCAACGACCUGAACACUUUAGACACAAAUCUACUGUUUGACCCCACUCGGCAGCAGGGACAAUAUGAAGAUUCUACACUGGAAGAACUCAAAAAUGAUCCACUUUUCCAGCAGAUUUGCAGCGAGACUGUGAAUUCUACAACUUUUGACUGGCUGGAGAGCAAGGACCAGCCUACCGUGGAAAUGUUGGGCUAAUGUUUUGUUUGUUUUCUGUUUUUCUCUGUUUUUGUAAUUAUCCACAUGAACGUUGUAUAGCACACUGCAUCAGAAUCUGGACACAUUACAUUUGUCCAGUGAGAAGUGCCACCCUAAACAGAAACAAUCGCUCUUACACAUACAUUUGAAAAAGAUUUGCUACAUCAGAGCAUAUUGCUGUUGGUGUGUACCUGUUCCCUCAAUCCUUUCCUCAGGAAAAGGAAGGAGACAUGAAGUGAUGGCAGUUAUGAAUCUGUACCAUAUAAUGUAUAAAGUUGAAAGGCAUAUUUGCAUUUGCAUUGGAAAUAUGAUUUUUAGUGUAACAUUUGUGUGGUGAUUGGAUGGCUUUUCUUUUACCCUUGAACUUCUCUUUUCUGCUGUCAGACUGUUGAACUCCUAAGAUCAUUAUUUGUCAAUAUGGAAUUUCAUGAGAUGUUUCCAGCACAAAAUCAAUAAGCUGUUUUUGACUGUUCUUCAUAGGAUUUUUUUGUUUUUUUUUCCUCUAAAUAGGAGUUUAAAUUGGUCGUAUUUGUGCCGACAACUGUAAUUUCCUGAAGUGCAGUCAUAAUCUACUUAAAAAGCCCGUCACACGAGAGCUUGUGACUUACCCGUUCUUCUUAAAAAAAAUUUUCACCUAGGGAGAAACCUUUAAUGGAAACCAGGAUGCCUGUGCAUUCAAACAAAUAUUUAAAAAAAACACGACUUGUACCUUUCAGCUGAAAUCCCUGUGAGGUGAGUGGCAUUAUGUGGGAGAAAAGUUAUAAGCAGGUCUUUUUGCUUUUGUCUUCAUAGCAUUUCAGGUCACCAAGAGCAUCAUGUUGCUGUCAGGUGCUGAAUUAAAUACGAAGAUUUAGUGACGUACCAAAUCAGAGGCAAACCGUUAAGUAUGUUGCAGUCUGUGGGAAUUAAUGAAUUAUCAAUUAAAACCUCUACUUACUAGCACUGUUUAUGUUUGGGAAAGGGAGGUAAUUGUUUAUAGAGGAAUAUUGUUUUUAUUUUUCUAAAAUUGGGAAAUUGAGGGAAGAAUUUAUAGCUAUUUCUGUCUAGAACAGGCAAAACGUUCAAGGUCUUUGCAGUUGCACUCAUGAGUUUCAAUUGUAUUCUGUUUGUACAAUUCAAACUAUCUUUGAACUACAGAGAUGUAAGGCAGCUUUUACAAAACUACAAUAAGAUAUACUUUUAAAGGAUGAUGAAAUAAUUGAUGAAAUAUUCAAAGAAUCUUCAUUGAUUUGGUUGAGAUUAAAUCAUUUUCUUGAUUUUUACAUUUUUAGAGGAUGCAGGAUAUUUGCCAGGUUAUGUGUAUUUUGCUUUAUUAUGCUCAUCAAUAAUCCCUUUGCAACUGUGCACAUUUUUAAACUGAAUUGAUCUAUAUAGCGUUGUUUUGCUAUGCACACUGAAAAAACAUAUAGUCCAGAUUGUUUUUAGAGUAGUGUAAAAAUAAACAGUGUUGUGUUUAUGGUGCUGGGAGACAUGCGUAGAUUGAUUCAGACAGUACAUUCUCAAAUUUGACUUUUCAGUCUUUUGAAUGAGUUUAUGCAUUAAUUGUAAAUUCUUGAUAUGUCUCAGUACGUGUGGAGAAAUGAGGCUUUAAAAUGAGAAUUGGUAAGUUAAAUGUAAACCAGUGUGGGUUUAGCAAAUCUGCAAAGUUGGAAAAUCUAAAUUCACAUUAUCAUAUACGGAAUUAGUUCCAUAUCAUUUAGCUGUAAGAUUAGGAGAAAGUUAUUUUCUACAGAGUACUGCCUUUAUUUGUCACACUGUAAAUUUAAGAUAUUUUGUCCCUGUGCAUUUCCCCACUUACACGUUGAGAACACAGGAAGCAUGCUAAAGUACGAAGUCACCCUGAUCUCACACUCAGCUGCAGCUGAAUCGGCAGUAUGUACAUUUUGUGAGCAAUCUGCAGCUGGAUACUCUCUAUUGCAGUAUUGUCUCCCUUCGUUAGAUAUCUAAGGCUUCCAAAGUAAUGAGGAAGACUAAGUAGCAGAAAAAUGUUUGAUUUCUGUCUUUAAUGAAGACAACCCAGGUAAAACGUUUACUAUGUUUUAUGAGCAUUUCUGCCUCAGGUGUGUUAUAGGUUAAUGAUGCACAGGCCCAAAAUAUUACGUUGCUACAGUGGAUAUGAAGUAAAAGGAACCUGUGGUUGCUUGUGUGACACUAACUGAGAUUAGUGACAAUGAAGGAUAAGCAGCAAAGAUGCCUGACUGAACUCCAGCCAUAUGUGUGAUUGUAAGGAUCAUUGUUUUAUUUCCCUGCUUGUAGUUAUAAUAAGAGAAUCUGACUCCCCUGUGCAUUUCCCAUUGGACACCAACCUAGAAGUUUCUCGUUUGGUUUCGCGAUGGAGAAACAAUUAAAAUGGGCCUAGUCGAAUUUUCAAAACCAAGAUGCGCGGAGAUGAAAGUUUUUAAUUGGUAGGCUUCUUGAUGCAGACCUUUCUUGAUAAAAGCUUUCUAGCUACGCUGAAAUUACAGUGAAACAUUGUCUUCCUUGACCACCUAAGGGUACUUUGCAAAGUUUGACUGUUGUGUUUGGUAAUUUUAUCAGCUUGAGACUUAGGCUUUAUCACGAUUUUGUGUGUUGCAAUACGGAUUUUUAGACUCAGUACUACUCAGCCUUAUGUCCAUACCAAAGAAAAGCUGUUAAACUUGAUACUUUAGGAGAUGGACUCUAUGGUUAUCAAGUGAUUGCCCAAUAACUCCCGCUUUCCACUAUAGUAAAAGGGUGAUUUGUUUUAAUGUACACAGUUUGACAGACUUCUGGUGCUGAGCUAAAGGUAAAGGCUUCUGUAGUAAUGGGUAUUAAUAAACAUAACUUUUAAAGUGGGCAGCUUCUCUAACAUUUUGCUAAAAAGCAUGUAGAAAUAAUGUAGCAGGUUACUAAUCCUCUCAAAUUGGUAUAUUGUUCUAAGUUUUUCAUUCCUCAGUAGUCCUGAAAAGAAUGAAUUGAGAUACUAUUUUAAGAAUCAUACUUCUGAACAUGUUGUGCACCUUCAAAAUAUAGCCUGCUGACCAUUUGGAUCUGUAGCAAGCUCAGUAUAGUGAGAUUUUCAAUUCUAGUCCCUUAUUGUAUACAGAAUAGCUUCCAUUUGAGCUGUAGUUUGGUGAUUGUCUAAUUUUUAAGAGAAUAUUUUAAAAAGGUAAUUAAGAUUUUAAAAGGUUGCAUAUCUUCUAUGACAGAUUUUGUGCCCGAACUUUGCAGCAGACACUGGAAAUUCAAUGUUUCAAAGUUCAGCAAGCUUUCUGAGGUUCAAUUAUUGCACUAACCUUUUUAAGAACCUAGGGUUUGGCACCUCUUUUAGGACAAAUGCAACAAUUGAAGCCUGCAAAAAAUAUUUUUAUAAAGAGCUUAAAUGAUUAAAAAGGUGAAGUGUCAUCAAAAAAUGACAACUUUAAUUGUCUUAUGUAGCAAUGUGCAUUGAUCUCAAUGAGAUAAUUCUUUUACUCAUUCUCAUACAUGAGAAUACAAAACAGGAUUUAAAAAAGAAAAAAAGGUUUUCUUCACCAUGUUGAUACAUGAUCACAAGUGUGCAUGUGUAUUGAAUUCUAUUGUACAGUACUAGAUAUUCUUCGUAACCACUUUCUAUGCUGUAAUUAAGACUGGUUCUGUUAACCAGAGAGGUUAAGUUACUCACAUAACAAGUUACUUAUGUUGUUUGAUGUUUACUAAUUCAAAUUAGUACUUGUUAAGUAUGUUCAGCUUUUGAAUUCUGUUCUGUUGAUUUGGUGUUUUUCUUUUUACUUUUUUUAAAAAUCUGAAACAGUUUGAAUUUAUGUGAGUAAAGUUUUUUUUUUUGCUAAAAACCAUUAAAGUAAGCACUGAUGUCUGGACCUUGGUGAAGAAGGAGCUAGGUUUUCUUCUAGGAAUGCACAAGAGCUUCAUUCAGUAGUAAUACAAGUUCUCCCAUGCUGUAAGUUUUCACUGCUCCGGUAGAACCCCUGUUACCAGCAUUUCAUUUAGAGUAGCUGGAUAAUCUCCGUCAGUGUUACUGUUGUCCGUUGUACAGCUGAACGUACAGUAGUUCAAAAAUGUUGCGAUAGCAUUUCAGCAGUUUUUUGUUUUUCUUUUCUUUUUUAAUUGAAAGUGCUCACAAAUGUUGAGGUUUUCUAAGUGGUUUUAAAAACCAAUAAAACUUUUUUUUUAAAGAA